AUAUUUUCAAAACCUCUUUAUUUUCAUUAUAUAUAUAUAUAUAUAUAUAUAUAUGUACCGCUCUUGUUCUGCUACCAUUUAUUUCCAUGUAUUUUUCAGUGCUUCAAAGUUUGGAGUAAAGGAAGGAGUUCACAGCUCAGAGCUCACAGGUGUUGUUCUACAUUGUAAUUAGUGUAUUCUUGGGAAUAGUUGUGGCUGUGAUCAGACGGCUGAGAAUGGGGUUUGAGGAGAGAUCUGGGGACAGGUGUACGACGCCGAAGCGCCGAGAAUGCCAGAUUCCGGUGGUGGUAGUGUGCCCACCGCCGCCAAAGAAAAAAUCGGCGAGUGGAAUGAAGCGAGACCCACCUAAGAAUGGGUAUUUCCAGCCGCCUGAUCUUGAUGCUAUUUUUACUAUGCCUCCUAGAAGAGAAGCCUGGGCUUAACUUAACGCCGGCUAGCUAGCUGUGUUGUUUCUAUGAAUAUUUUAGAUUAGGGGGUUUUAGGGACUAGAGAGUAGAGAGUAGAGAGUAGAGAGGGGUAUUUCAUUUCAUAUUUGGUAUAGUACUAGUAGAAGUAGUGUUGUUAGGGAAAUGAAGUUCCUAGUUUUCCUCAGAUUUUUACAUUAAUUAAUGAUUAAUUCUUUAGUUUUUCCUUGAUAAA
Quercus robur (English oak) is the source of this 639-nucleotide messenger RNA. Its product is annotated as cyclin-dependent protein kinase inhibitor SMR4-like. Gene Ontology annotation, biological process: regulation of DNA endoreduplication. The transcript has a single exon. Bases 216 to 422 code for a protein of 68 amino acids. The record is from RefSeq and is a predicted model, not a curated record. Lineage: Eukaryota; Viridiplantae; Streptophyta; Magnoliopsida; Fagales; Fagaceae.